Symbiodinium sp. CCMP2592 is the source of this 4209-nucleotide messenger RNA. The record is from the annotation of a GenBank genome assembly. NCBI's taxonomy places the organism in Eukaryota, Dinophyceae, Suessiales, Symbiodiniaceae.
AUGGUACGGCACCGCCGGAGUGUCCGGGACUUGAUGGGCAUGAAUAUCUCCGGGUGGCUGGAGGACUUGGCAAAAGAUUUGCUGCUCCAGGCCAGUGCUGAUCCUGCUGACAAGGAGAAGACGAAGUCAGCCAAGAAGGAUGAUAAGAAGGGAAAGAAGGAGAAAAAGGAGAAGAAAGAAAGCAGGGCUGAGAGAGAGAAGAAAAAGAAGAAAAGAGGCUCUUCCUCGGAUGAGAAGGAGAGCGACUCUGACUCCUGUGAGUCGCAGUCUUCGCACGGCUUUUUUUCGGAGAUCCAGGCCAUGUUUUGUCUUCGCCAGAAGGACUUGAUGAGGCAGAACGGGCAAGACAGGUUGGAUGAUCUGUCGACGAGGCAGAUCGCCUUUGUGGUCUCCGGCGCCGGGGCUGGCUCCUACUUGGGGGCGGCCGAUCUCCAGGAGAUUGGCGGUGAACUCGAAGCAGUCCACAGCGACAGGGCACAGCACGCCAAGAAGACCAAGCAGAAGCUGGAGGAGAACCAAGCAACGGCACAGGCUGCCUUGGCUAGCACGUUGUGGCGGAAGCGACUCGCGAAGAAGGACUGGAAGAAGCAUCACCUGGAAGCCACCCUGGAAGCCGAAGUCGAGAAGUAUCGCAAGGAGGAGCCCGCGAAAGCCCCGAAGACAAAGGCUAAGACUCCCACAGGGAAUCGCAAGGAGGAGCAGGAGGAAGAAUCUGAUGAUCCCCCGGGAGAAGAUGAUGAACCAAAUGGUGAUGAUGAUGAGGAAGAUGACGAAGGCUUCAAGGAGGAGGGCUGGCCAGCUUCGGGCGACGACGGCGACGACGACGACGAUGAUGAUGAUGAUGGUGGUCGGGGCAAAGGGAAACCGGCUAAGGGGAAGGAGCCGGGAGAGGAGGAGGGAGAGUCUUCGGAUGGAGACUUGUUUGACGGCAAGUAUGGCCGCUCGAAGGUCGACACGCCGCAGGCCAAGACGCAGACGGCCGAGACACUGUUGCAGAAGCUGAGCCCACAGAUUCAGAAGCAAGCCCAGAGCAUCGAGCAGUCUGUGCUGAAGUCAUUGCCCCAAGACAUCCCCAUGCAAGACUUUUCCCUGUUGGUGCAGAUCUUGCUGAAGGAAGAGGUGUAUACUAUGGAAUCCCUCCUGGACUGCCUUGACCUGGAUGGCGGCUUUAUCGGGAACCUUGGGGAGUCCAAGAGCCUUUAUUCUCGCCUCAGUGCUUUGGCCAAGAAGGCUGCGAAGAUUUGGCAAAACAAGCUUAUUGAUCUGAUUGAUUCCUUCCGGGCUAGAUGCUUGGAGAUGAAAAUUGUGGAGACGGACCUCCAGGGCUACACUUUCCUCUGGAGGGUAGAGGAGGCAUGGCAAAUUAUGAAAAGACAGACGGCUUUCCAUAAUUGGUUCACGAAGAUGCAAGAACUCCAGGGCGCCCAAUUGGCCACCGAAUGGCGGGUGGCCUGUGGGCUGCAAGUCAGAGGCUGCAAGCCUCGUUUGCAGAAGUCUGCGAUGGCAGCACUGGAAGUGAUUACAGGGGUGGCCUUGCCGGCCGAUUAUGUGCUGGAUCUUCUUCCCGGCAAUGAUGAAUGUAUUGUGAAGGUCAGAAACCACCAGGUGGACCUUGCAAGCCUCAAGACUUUCCUCGACUACACCGGAGUCCGCAUGUCUAAAGUGGCAUGGUUCAUCUUCCGAGCACCAGCUCACGACACCUUCCAGGACGAGAUUCGAUAUGGCCGGCUGCACAAGCGACUCAUUCAUCGGCUGGCACAGCUGGCCGAGGGCCAGUCGCCAACCAGCUCUGUUGUACACCUAGCAGUUUAUCCUGAGUACAUGUCACACUGUGGUUUCGUUUUUAUACCGAACUGCUCCAGGGAUGGGCGGCGAGCCCGUGGUGAGCCGAAGCUCCAGAAUGUGCUGGCAAUCGAGCGAUUCAUGACGAGAGGCGGGGGUUUUGUCAGCUCCACACAAGAUAGCAGCCUGGAGUCUUUGGAGUUGGGUGGAAUCCUCCCCGCGAACUACCACAGGACAGCUUCGGAUUUUGUCUACAGACAUAUUCGAAAAACUGGCGAGAUGCUGUCCAAGGAGAUGGCAAAGCAGUCGCUCAAGAGCUUGGCUUUUCUGUGCGACGUUUGGCUCCCUGUCGUCUCUGCGAAUCAGUUUGCAUCUGUGGCAACUUUGCAGAAGCUGUCGGCUUUGCUGCCAAGCACAGUUGCUGCUUCGGAGAAGAUGAGAAUCGCUCAAGAAGUGGCCGACUCGACUACACAGCUGCUGGUGGCGGAUCGCCGCACCAAGGACCAUAAACCCAAAAUGCCCAGAAUCAUCAGCAGCAUUCACCAAGAGAAGCUCACCGCCAGAGAGCACAUCCGAGCCGUGGCCAAUGUCCUGAAUCACGUGGGGAUAUCGCUGGAUGAUGUAUUUCCCAAGAACCCGCUGAAGCCUCUGAACCCAUCUUCUGAGAUUUCUACGACUUACACCCUGAGCGAGAAGACGAUGCCUUUCAUUACGUCUUUUGAAGACGGGGGUUCGAGAUGGGAUGUCCCAGAUGCUGACUCCCCUCACAUUCGAUUGAUCGUGUGCCCCGACGAGGGAAGCCCAAUGUUCAGCAGCUAUGUCUUCCUGGCCACCCGGAAUGCUUCCAUCAAUUUGUGUCGCGAUGAGCUGCACAAAUUGAGCCAGUACUGCCUGCGAGUUCUGGCAUCCUCGCCCAUGAUGAAGCGAAUGAGUGUGCUCACUUCGUGGCUUUACAAAUGCCGCAAGAGCCCCUGGAAAACCCACGGGAUCGGCAGCACUCUCUGUGCUGCUGGCAAGCGAUAUCUUGACGUGGCGGCACCUGAUGAUGUUCUGCAGCAGCUCUUCGGCCACCACAUCCUUGUUGAGAACGACAUCAUCCCCGAGUGCGACGAGAAGGUGAAUUUCGAUCGGGUUUCGGAGAUUCUGGGGAAGCUUUGCAGGACAGCUUUGUUGGGUACGGGCAACAACCCCUUUGCAGUGCUGGACACAGCGGGCCAAGCUGACCCGGAGAAAUCGUGGGACAAAGUACUCGAUUUGUGCAUCAAGGCUUUAUGUGAUGAGCAGAUCCACAUCCUCUGGAAGUUCACCCGCGAUCUGAUGCAACCCUUCCGCGACUUGUGCAUCGAGCUUAGCAAGAAGCUCCUGGCUCUCUAUGAUCACGUGCUGAAGAUGAACUCGAACUUCAUGGAACGAACACUUAGUAGCCUGGCUGCCAAAGUGCUCUGCUCGCCCGGUCUUCACCAGCCGCCAGACAUUGCAGCAGUGCUUCAGCACGAGGUUCUGAAGGAGCAGUUGACUGGCUUCCUGAGCUGUUGUCACGAACUCCAGGAGUACGUGCUUUACCUUCGGAGUUUUCCAUGUCGGGCUGCCGCUUAUUGCUCAACCGAAGCAACAUCGGAAACUCGGGAUGAAAUUCUGAAGGCUGCUGAGGAAGAGUACGACAUGAUCCGGGAAAUCGAGGCCACACCUUCCGGCUCCAGUGUGCUCAAGCAGCAUGCUCUGCACACCACGUUUCAGGUGUACCGGGAGAUCAUGGCAACCAUGCAGCUGCACCAGUUCAAGGAUUGCAAGGCAAUAGAGGACAUUGUGCAAGCAUGGUACCCUCGUUGGGGCCAGUCAUCCAGUUUGGAGCAGGUGUUUCGAGAGCUGGAGCAGGCUACGAAAAGGGUGGGUCAUGUGGGAAACUCGAUGUCGAACCUCUCCUGUGUGGCUGUGCGGGCUUUGGAAAGAAGGGUUUGCUCCGGCGAACAGUGUCCUGAGACGCCGUCCUUGUGCGAAAAGGACUGGGAGGGCCAGGUGGUACGCAGCCUCAAGGACAAGAUGUGGCAUCCCACUUCUGCUCCUGUCUGUAAGAACGUGAAAAUCGACGAGAUCGUAAAGCCUUUUACCACCAUGACGGCCUACUCUCAGACGCACCACAACUUCAACUGUGUUUUGGGGUGGAAGGAAGCGAAAAGGAUUGGCACGAGCCCCAUCGAUUCGAUCGGCGCCAUGUGGGUUGCUGGAUGCUUCGUGGCGGGAACACUCUUUCGGCAGCACGUGAUCCGUCUGAAAGAGAUUUCCUGGCAGUUUGCUGGCAAGCUGCCGCCUGAGAAGCUGGACGAGAGACGGAUGCCAAAGAUGAUGAAAGAAUUUAAAGAUCCUUUCCAGGAGCAGACAGACAGCACAAAGGCUCUCGUGAUGGAGAGUGGGCCGAGACACAGCUGA